CUAUAUUCGUUCCACAAACUUCCAAUUAUGGUUGGUUAUCAAAAACGGGGAAGAGGUGCCGAUGAAGAAAGUCGGAGACAAGUUGAUCCCCAAGACCGAAGACGAGUUUGAUGCCGAGGACAUCAAAAAGGUCGAGAAUUACGCAAAGGCAAUCAACAUGCUUUACUGCGCGGUCAACCCCGACGAUUACCGCAAGAUCUCUUGCUGCACAACUGCCAAAGAGAUGUGGGAUAAGCUCGAAGUUACAUACGAAGGUACGGACCAAGUUCGGGAAGCCAAAAUUGAUUUCCUUACGCAGGAGUACGAGAUGUUUAGGAUGAAGGAAGGCGAGAAGAUCGACGACAUGUUCGAUCGCUUCUCGAAGAUCAUCAAUGAUCUUCACGCCCUCAAGAAGACUUAUGCCAACAAGGACCUCGUGAGGAAAAUCCUGCGUAGUCUCACUCCCGAAUGGAGAUCAAAGGCCGAUGCCAUCUAUGAAUCCAUUGGAGUCUCAUACGUCACCAUCGACGGGCUAAGAGGUAACCUCAAAACUUAUGAAUCUACUAUUCUAACCCCGUCUUUGGAUGAACAAAAAAAGAAGGGGAUAGCACUCAAAGCAACCAAGGAAACGGUUGAAGAGGAAUCAAGUGAUAAAGACAACGAGCUUCACCUCAUCAUCAAAAAAUUCCACAAAUUUAUGAAGAAAGAGCACGAGCGCAAAGAAAAGAAGCACGACGAUUCCCCAAAGUGCUAUGGAUGUGGCGAGAUCGGUCAUAUCAAACCGAGAUGUCCGAAAGCCAAGAACGCCAAGGACAAACGUGGGCUUAUGAAGCAACGAGCAUACAUCUCUUGGGGAGGCGACUCCGGUGAUGAGUCAAGCGAGCAAGAGGAAGACGAAGAAGCAAAUCUUUGUCUCAUAGCCCAAGAAGAAGAGUCCGCCAACAACGAAAACCAAGAG
This is a messenger RNA of Cuscuta campestris, 937 nucleotides long. The record is from the annotation of a GenBank genome assembly. Lineage: Eukaryota; Viridiplantae; Streptophyta; Magnoliopsida; Solanales; Convolvulaceae.